This is a messenger RNA of Perca fluviatilis (European perch), 509 nucleotides long. RefSeq names its product 28S ribosomal protein S28, mitochondrial-like. The coding region runs from base 1 to 393 and encodes 130 amino acids. NCBI's taxonomy places the organism in Eukaryota, Metazoa, Chordata, Actinopteri, Perciformes, Percidae. The record is from RefSeq and is a predicted model, not a curated record. Gene Ontology annotation, cellular component: mitochondrial small ribosomal subunit. The transcript has 2 exons.
AUGCCUGAACUGUUUGUGGAUCUCCGGCGGCAGCGGGAGGUGGAGAGUUCCGUGGCCGGCGACAGCGUCUCUUUCCCCGGGCAGGAACACCGCUUCGUCUCGCUGCUGCGCCGGUCCCCGCUGAUCCAGAUCGGACCGGCCAAAGACAGAGUGGUGAUCGGCAGGAUCUUCCACGUAGUCCAGGACGACCUGUAUGUAGAUUUCGGUUGGAAGUUCCACUGCGUUUGCUGGCGGGACGGAGAAGAAAAAGAAACGGGCAGCAGAGUCCGUUUGCGGCUGCAGGAUCUGGAGCUCACUGCCCGCUUCCUGGAAGCCAAAACCGACACCACGCUGCUGGAGGCCCGGGCCAUACUGCUGGGACAGGCUAAGAAAGGAAGAGCCCGGGAGAACUAGAACCAGGACUCAGCGGAGCGGACUGUCACAGCCUGCUGAAGUUUAAAUCAGAGGUUUCCUAAAGGGAGUCUGGCGGGACUCGGACUGUGGACGACGAAACAUGAUUUUAAGUCUCG